Messenger RNA from Cyprinus carpio (common carp), 2073 nucleotides. RefSeq lists its product as uncharacterized. Gene Ontology annotation, cellular component: external side of plasma membrane. NCBI's taxonomy places the organism in Eukaryota, Metazoa, Chordata, Actinopteri, Cypriniformes, Cyprinidae. The record is from RefSeq and is a predicted model, not a curated record. Gene Ontology annotation, biological process: biological process involved in interspecies interaction between organisms. Gene Ontology annotation, molecular function: fucose binding; D-mannose binding.
UAAUAAUAAUAAUAAUAAUAAUAAUAAUUUGUGAUCAGAACACCUAAUGUUUACUCAAAGUUUUCAUCUGUUUAAUGAGGAAUGUCACAAGCAAUUCAGUAAUCAAAAACACUGGCAGCAGUAUAAUAGUUUCAAGAGUAAACUGCAGAAGCAGAAGUGAAAAUUCAAGGAAAGUAUCAGAGAUGAGGAGGAUAUUCUUUUAAUAUAAUGUAUUUGUGAGAAGUGUCUUUCGUGGUUGUGCUGAUGGGGUUUGUGGAAAAGCUGCAUAUUCAGCAAAUCUUCUUGUUGAUGGUCUAAUUUUUAACAUUAGAAAUCAAAGUCUAAAACAAAGAAAUCCACAUAAUUAAUGACACAACAGGUGGGAACAAUGAACUCAUCAAGACAGGCAAAAUUAGGUCACAACAGAAACUCAAAACACACAAACAUGUAACACUUCACCAAGACCAAAAAAAAAAUUAAAUUAAGAUAUUGUCCGCAACCAAAGAACAACCAAAGCAUAGAUAUUUUUGGUUAUGUGUUUAACUCAGAUGUACGUCACAAUAUGCUUAGGGUGGUCUUUUGUGUGGUCGCAGAUUCCUCUUGGAUUUUGUAGCUGCUAACAUAGUUUUGUAACUCCGUACAUGUGGCUGGGUCUGAGGAGAGUUUCAAACUGGAAGUCUAUAUCCUUAUUAAAGGCCAGAGUCAAAUGAAAUCACUUCCUGUGUAAAUUUAGCAAUAUUAGGCUUUAUAAAAAAAUAAUAAAAAAAAUCAGUGAUCAUUCUAAAGAUCACAACUAAUCAGUGAAGAUGUACGACAAGACACAGGAGCAAAACAUGGAAUUUGAGGCCAUUUAUGAAAGUGAUGAAGAGACUACUGGACCUCGAACACUGAGUUACAUCAAAGCUAAAAGAAAAGCUCUACAGUGCAGAGGAAGUAGAUGUUUGGUGUUGAUCACAGUGGGUCUCGGGCUCAUUUGUGUUCUUCUGCUGGUCUUCAUCAUACUGCAGCACAACACCAUCACAGCAGAGAGAGACCUGAUCAAGAGUUACAAGAACACAGCUGAAGAGUUCAAUCAAACCAUCAACAGCUUACAGGACAAUUACACUGAUCUAAUGACUGAAAAACACCAACUGCAGAACAACUUCAACUCUUUGACUCAGAAGAACCUGGAGCUGGAGACCAAAGUCAAUGUUCUCACUGCUGAGAAAGACCAGUUACAGAGAGAUUUUGACUCUUUGGGUCAGAGGAAUCCGGAUUUUGAAAGCAAAGUCACGAAUCUGAGUGAUGAACUGAAGAAGAACGUUUCUAAAGGAGGAAAUCAGUGUAGUCUAGAUGGCUUGUUCGUUUCCAAAAAGGCGAUGAGCUGGUAUGCCAGCAGACAGUACUGCAGGGAUCGUGGUGGUGAUUUGGUCAUUAUCAAAAGUAUAGAGAAGCAGAGGCUCAUGUCUUCCCUAGUCAGUGAGAGAGCGUGGAUUGGGUUGUCUGACAUAGUGAGCGAGGGCAAUUUGACAUGGGUGGAUAAUUCACCACUGAAUCAGGGGUUUUGGUUUGAAGGUGAGCCGAAUGACGAAGAUGGAAAUGAGGACUGUGUUGAAAUUAUGGCCUUUUCUUCCAUCCUGGACAACUGGAAUGAUCUCCCAUGUUCAUCGAAGAGAAAAGGGAUUUGUGAGAAAUAAGGUUCAUCCUGUCUUGUUUUGGUUUUACUUAUAUGAUCUUAUGGAAUUAUUAUUGUGAUUGCAAAAUUUCUGCCAAAUAUACAAAAUUACCAGCUGAUAAUGAGAUGAUCACUAUUCUCUUAGAUAUAAUAAACAAAUAAAAUAUCCUGUUUCUUAUGAUGUAAAUAAUGGUGAUGGAACACCAAUCCUCUGAUGUGUUCAUGUUUUGCUCCAUCACAAGCAGCUCUAUAUUAAUAUGAUCGUGUUCUACUGUUAUCAUGUGUCUCGUUUGUCGGUCUGAAGUGUUGAGGUGACAAUCACAGUGGACUACAGAAGUGUUCAGAUUGCUGUAACACCAUAUUAUUCUGAUAUUGAGUGUCUAUAAAACUGCUCUUGAGUUCAUUUGCUUUUUCUUUGAAUAAAAUGGUGAAUUACCAUA